CCGAAAUUUUAGAAUUCCGCAUUUCUUCUUCAUGUGCACUGCAAAAACCCUAUAUUCUGCGAAGUAUAAACAUUGAGUCGUUUAUUUCAGACUGAGGGAACAUACUCAAGAGUCUAAAAAAUGCUAAUCAAGGUGAAGACGUUGACUGGAAAAGAGAUUGAAAUUGACAUUGAGCCAACAGACAAGGUCGAAAGAAUAAAAGAAAGAGUUGAAGAAAAAGAGGGAAUACCACCUCCGCAGCAAAGAUUAAUUUUUAGUGGAAAACAAAUGAACGACGAGAAAACCGCACUAGACUACAAAAUCCAAGGAGGAUCAGUCCUACACUUGGUUCUUGCGCUAAGGGGUGGCAUCCGUUGAUGGCAAUUUUGCUUGAAAGGCAAAUAUGUACUGAAUUGUAGAAGUGUCAUAGGCAGGUAUAAUUGUUAUGCAAGUACUUUUAUUCAUUCAAAAACAUUAAGAUGUGAAAGAAAUGAAAAACUAAUUGUAAAAUUGUUAAGGACAGGAGCCAAUAUCAUUAAAAUUGUUGCCAGCUGUUGUUUAAA
Molecule: messenger RNA, 542 nt
Organism: Xenia sp. Carnegie-2017
Lineage: Eukaryota; Metazoa; Cnidaria; Anthozoa; Malacalcyonacea; Xeniidae
Product: NEDD8
Exons: 6
Coding region: 121-357 (78 amino acids)
Biological process (GO): regulation of proteolysis; protein neddylation; modification-dependent protein catabolic process
Cellular component (GO): cytoplasm; nucleus
Molecular function (GO): ubiquitin protein ligase binding; protein tag activity
Source: RefSeq, a predicted model, not a curated record